This is a messenger RNA of Neltuma alba, 1942 nucleotides long. RefSeq lists its product as uncharacterized. The coding region runs from base 139 to 1413 and encodes 424 amino acids. The transcript has 14 exons. The record is from RefSeq and is a predicted model, not a curated record. NCBI's taxonomy places the organism in Eukaryota, Viridiplantae, Streptophyta, Magnoliopsida, Fabales, Fabaceae.
GUGCUGCUGGCCGGCUCGUUCAUGGAGUGUCUACUUUAGUUCGUAAAUAAAAAUUGAGGCGUCCAUGAAUAUCCAUGAGAAGAAGAGCAUAAGCGGCGAAGUGGGGCGAAAAGCUCAGUUAGGCACGUCGCAAUUGCAAUGGAUGAAUUAAUGAAACUAGAACAGGUACAGAGUAUGCUAGAUUUUAUGGGGUCUCGGGGCUUGGUGAAAUGCUCAACUGACUCGGAUCACCAGUCAAAUCGCUUCCUCGCUAAUCUCAUGCUCUUCUUGAUUCAACCUUGUGGAAAGCUUGGCAUGGACAAAAAAUGCAGCUUGGUUUGUGAGUUUAUGCCUAGACUCUCAUCUACUCUUUUGGAGGAGACAUCUCAUUGGCUUAAUCAUGGUGGCAUGAUGAAAGAAGAAAAUAGUAGUAUAGGCCAUAAUCAUUGCACUCCUUUAGGGGGUCAACAGAAUCUUGUAGGAAAUUCUUUGCGGCUUAGUUGUGAUCAGAUGACAUAUAAUAAUUUGUUGCGAAAUAAUGAUGAAAACUUGGCCAUGGUUGGGCUGGAUUCUAUGGAAGAUGCUAAUUCCACUCUUGAGGAUUUUUGCAGAUCCUAUUUUAUGUUUCAUGGAUUGGAUGUCUGCAAGCCACAAUCAAUAUUCAAGUACUUACCAAUACUUUCAUUCACAGAGAGUUACAUUUAUCAGGUUAUUAUGAUGCAGCUGGAUAGAAUGAAUGAGAAGUUACUGCAAACACCGACCAAUGGAGAGUCUGUUUCAGGAGGAAAAUAUGAGAAAGUUACGCCAUUGUUGAUUUCCUGCAUCUCAAAGAAUCCAUUUGGACCACUUGCGACUCUUCUUGGACACAAAGGCCUUUUGACCCAUAGAAUAAGAGAAGAGCUUAGGCAAGGAGAAGAAUAUUGGGGUCUUGAAAGGAAGCUUUGUCAUGCGCUAGCAAAUAAAGAGGAGAUACUUGUUGAAGAUGUGAUGAAGGCUAUUCAUCUAAAAUCUUUUGAUUAUCGAGUUAUGAAUCUUCUUCUCUACAAGCUAAGGGGAGAGAAGGUUGAGGAGUUGCAUAUGGAGUUUCUUUCAGUUUCAGAGUUCCUAGUGGAAGUUGCUGAUGAUUUGUAUGACUAUGAGGAUGAUGUUCUAGAGAACAACUUUAAUGUAUUGCGCAUGUUUGUCAGAAUAUAUGGAGCUUCAACUGCCUCAGCUAUGCUGGCUAAGUGCAUUAGUGAGGCUGAAGAUAAGUAUGAUGGUUUACUGAAGUCGCUGGAUCCACAGCUAUCAUUGAGCUAUCAAAAAAGAUGUGAAGAAGCUACGAAGGAAGGUGGAAUGAUAUCUGGUCACGCUCAUGGCACGUGGAAUAUACCAACGGUGAUAAUAGAUGAGGAACUGUAUAGGAAGUCUAAUUUGUCUGGUUUGCCUUCUUGAUAUGUACUUGUAGAAUCUAAAAGAAAUCUCACACUAGGACAUUCAGAGAAAUUCUGAAUGUAAACUGGAAAAAUCUCACAAAAUUUUAUGACAAGAAUCUAUUCGCUGGAAUGUGCUACUUCAACAUAUGAACCAUCAGCCGGCUUUCUUUUUUGGUUCUGAGCUAGAGGGGUAGGUACUAAAAGUCUGAGAUUACAAAUAGGAUUGAAUCCGCAACCUCUCAUUUACAAAAAGAGCUUACAUGCCACUAGGUUAUAAGGCUAGAGACUUCUGGAUUCUGACUGAGUCUGCAUUGCAAGGCCUCAGUCAAUAUUCAAAAUUUCAAGCAUUUACUUGAAGUUUCAUUCGCAGAGUCUUAUUUAUCAGGGACAGUUAUCACAGAUGCCAAAUUAGAGCGUACCUGAUAAAUGCGACGCUCUGUGAAUGAAAGUGUGGGUAAGAAUUUGGGUAUUGAAUGUGAUCUGCUCAUAUCCAAAGUCUUCAGUCUAUUGCUCAAUUGAUUUUUAUUCAUAAACUUUGAGCUCCUGCA